AUGUCUGACGCCUCUUCACCUCAGCGGCAGGCUCGCCCUAAUGAGGACGGUUCUGAUAUCGAUGACCAACCGUUCGAGGAUGAAUCUGCCGCAAUCUUAGGCGAUGAAGAAGUACAAGAAGAAAGUGAAGGUGAAGACCUAUUUCGCGAUGAUAUGGAACGCGACUACCGGCCCAUACCAGAGCUUGAUGUUUAUGAGCCAGAAGGCCUAGCCAGUACCGAGGACUUUUCAAGUAUGUCUCCAACGGCUCGAGCGGAAGCGGAACGUGAGAUGCGACAGCGAGACCGCGCUGAGGCUUUGGCAACGGGUGGUCUAAGACGUGGACUUGUCGCUGAUUUAUAUGGUGAUGAAGAGGAAGAUGAAGUUCCCCUCAGACGCCGGAGACUAGCUGAGCGUGUGGCUGCUGGGUUGGAUGGUGAGGGUUCUGGUGACCUCGCCGAGGCCCUAGAAAGUAUUGAGAACCUUGAAGACAUGCAUGGCAUGACCAUUAAUGAGUGGGUUCAGCAACCUGCCACACGCCAGGAAAUAAAAAAUCGCUUUAAGUCAUUUCUCCGAACAUUCUUAGACGAAAGUGGUAUUAACGUUUAUGCCGAGCGUAUUGUUCAGAUGGCUCGUGAGAAUAGACAAAGUCUUUCCGUCGAUUACCAGCAUUUAGCCGCAGCUGAGCAAGUCCUCGCUUAUUUUCUACCAGAGGCUCCUUUCCACGUUCUCGAAAUCUUUAAUGAAGGUGCAUUGGAGAUAACCCUUGCAAGGUAUCCUCGGUACGACAGGAUAAGUAGUCAUGUUAACGUGCGCAUUGUUGAUCUACCGUUGAUUGAGGAUUUGAGGAGCCUACGCCAUCUGCAUUUGAACCAACUGGUACGCACUGGAGGAGUCGUAACAAGUUCAACAAGCGUCAUGCCACAGUUGAGCUUGGUUAAGUACAACUGUAUGAAGUGCUCCUGUGUUUUGGGGCCAUUCGUCCAAAGUCAAACCUCAGGGGAGUUUAGGCCCUCCACGUGUCCAGACUGCCAAUCUAGUGGACCAUUUGAGAUUAAUGUUGAACAGACUGUUUACAAGAACUACCAAAGAAUAACCAUCCAGGAAAGCCCUGGAAAGGUCCCUCCUGGACGCCUUCCACGGUCAAAAGAUGCCAUUCUGCUCGAUGACUUAGUUGACAGCUGUAAACCUGGUGAUGAGAUCGAGCUUACUGGCAUAUACACUAAUAGCUAUAGUGGAUCCCUUAAUAUCCAAACAGGGUUUCCUGUAUUUUCAACGGUCAUACACGCAAAUAAUAUUAUUCGCAAAGAAGAUAAACUUGUUCUCGGAAGUCUUACUGACGAAGACGUUAAAACAAUUGUAAAGUUGUCUCGUGACGAGCGCAUUUCCGAACGCAUUUUUGCUAGUAUCGCCCCAAGCAUUUACGGUCACGAAGAUAUAAAGCGUGGCAUUGCACUUGCCCUGUUUGGCGGUGAACCUAAAAACCCCGGGGAGAAACACAAGAUUCGAGGUGACAUCAACGUUCUACUUUGUGGUGAUCCAGGAACCGCCAAGUCACAGUUCUUAAAAUAUGUGGAGCAAAUUGCACCGCGUUGCGUUUUUACCACGGGUCAAGGUGCUAGUGCCGUAGGCCUGACUGCCUAUGUAACCCGUAACCCCAUGACGAAGGAGUGGACUCUCGAAGCCGGCGCCUUGGUGCUUUCUGACAAAGGCGUGUGUCUAAUAGACGAAUUCGACAAGAUGAACGACCAGGACAGGACUUCAAUCCACGAGGCUAUGGAACAGCAGAGUAUCUCGAUUAGCAAAGCUGGAAUUGUUACGAGUCUUCAGGCGCGUUGCUCAGUGAUUGCAGCGGCUAACCCUAUUGGAGGUCGCUACGAUCCAAGUUUAACUUUUGCAGACAACGUCGAUUUAAGUGAACCAAUCCUUAGUCGAUUCGACGUGCUUUGUGUUGUACGUGAUACCGUCGAUUCGGUACAGGAUGAAAUGUUAGCGAGGUUCGUGGUUGGAAGCCACAUGCGGCAUCAUCCGAACUUGAGCGUUGAGGAAAAAGAACAACUGGUUGAACAGCUCUCCAAUUUGGGGGCAACCACUGCAAGCGGGGACGCGAACUCGUGUGACCGGCAGCCACUACCACAGGAGCUGCUAAAGAAGUACAUUGUCUAUGCAAAGGAUCGAGUUCAUCCGAAAUUAAAUCAGAUGGACCAGGACAAGGUCGCUAAGGCGUACGCGGACCUGCGUCGUGAAUCUAUGGCCACGGGCAGCAUUCCAAUCACCGUGCGUCACAUCGAGUCUGUCGUCCGCCUUUCCGAAGCUCAUGCACGCAUGCACCUUCGGGAAUAUGUGAAUGAAGACGAUGUCAAUGUUGCCCUCCGAAUUGUUCUCGAGUCUUUUGUGUCGACCCAGAAAUACGGUAUCAUGAAGACUAUGAGACAGAAAUUUUCUCGUUUCCUGAGUUAUCGUCUCGACAAUCAAGAGUUGCUGCUGUUCCUGUUGAAGCAACUCGUGCAUGAACGCGCCACUUUCGAGCGCUCGCGUCACGCCGACGAGCAAACGUGGCAGAUCGAGGUGCCUGAGUCUGAAUUAACUGAUCGGGCGCGUCAGGUUAAUAUCCCGUCGGUGCGCGCCUUCCUCACCAGCGAGCUCUUCACUGCCCACCGUUUCACCUACGAUGCUGGGCGAAAAGUGAUCAUACAUACUAUCUAG
Molecule: messenger RNA, 2685 nt
Organism: Mesocestoides corti
Lineage: Eukaryota; Metazoa; Platyhelminthes; Cestoda; Cyclophyllidea; Mesocestoididae
Source: the annotation of a GenBank genome assembly